UCGUGCGUUUACCUCCUUCCUCCUGAGCUCUCCCCUUCCUUCCUCCUCUUCCUCCCGAGCUCUCCCCGGCGGCCGCGAAUCGAAGCUCCGCGACUCCAACUCAGAUCAAAUCAAUCGAGUGCUUACAGGAGAAGAGGCGCGCCGCACAUGGGGAGCCUCAACCCCGCCGCCGCCGCUGCCGCCGCCUCCUCCAGUGGCGACUGGCGUCGCCAGUGUAACCCAAAUGCGCGCCCCCGGAUGCGCGAUACUAUGUUGCAAACUCUGAGGAGGUAUCUGCCGGUGGAAGAGGUUAGCCGUCAAAACAUUGCUACCCAAAUUGAGAAGCGGUUCUAUAACACAUCCGCGAACCAGUCUGAUUAUUUCAAGAACAUUGCUGCGGUUACCAACCAUGUGGAGAAACAGUACCAAAAAUGCAGCCAUCCAGAUCCAGCACCUUCCCUCCCUCAACAAGGCAAUAACCCGGCAUAUUCAUCAGCAAGUAUCUUGAUGUCUCAGCAGCAGUCCCAACAACCUGAUCAUUCAACACUUGUACAAACUUCUUCUCUGUCUAGUGAUGAUCAGAGCUCGACAGAUGACAGCCAGACAUCUGCGCUGCAUAAUACGUCUGGGCAAUCUACAACUGGACAGAUGCACCGGAUGGCCAUUCAAUCAACUACUCAGAGUGGCAUUCGACAUAUUCUAUUGAAUACUGUACAACAACCUGUGAAUCAUCAGCAGCAACAUCCAGAGCCCUCUAUGAAUCAGCAGUUUUCUGUACAACAAAUCGAGCAAACUCAACAGUUUUUGCCACAACCGGCAACAGGAGAGCUGUCAAAUUUACACCCAAAUCAGACAAAUAAUCUUUUGAAUCAGCAUGAAACGCAGGACUGUAUGCAGCCACAGCACCAAGAAUAUGCAGCCUUUCACAGUGAAGAUAAUAUCUGGGAGUGCUCAACCAUCGCCUUCACACAUUGAAUUCAGUGGGAACAAGGACUUCAACUUUUUGUUGACCUUUCCACUUCUGAAUCCAUGUUCCCAGCCCUUCAUGGUACCUGAGGAUCAAGAGAUUCCAGAAUGUGAGAUGAAUAUUAAUAACUCGGGUGAUAUCCAGCCUCCUCAACCAUUCCUUGCAAACUUCGAAUUUAGCAAGGAGGACGACACAUUGCAAUAUCUCCAGGAUCAAGAGAUGAAUAUUAGUGAUGAGAAGGAUGGAUUGGCUGCCAUGGAGGUCCCAAUCCAUAGGGGCCUUCAACUAUACCAUCCUGGCAGGGUAAUUUGGUGAAUCUGCAGCAGUUCCAAGGGUCCAACCACUUCUGCACCACCAGCAAAGCAAGAAUGUUUAUUCCAUCAGCCUUUCCCAGAGCUCCGCAUAUGCUAUAUCUGAAGUGGCCAAACCGAUGAAAGGACUGCAAACUGCUGAAAGGACUGUCGGUUAGUCCCAGAUUCAAAGUCCAUGUCUUCAGGACGGUGACCUUUGAAGGACAAGCAGACAUGCUCAAUGUUUUGGGCCCCUAUAAUUGGCUCAUUUAAUUUCUUCUAUGUUCAAAUGUUUGACAGUCCAAUUUCACCACUGACAUCUUCGAAUUCUAUUUAGUUACUCCCGCUAGGUAUUGUAAAAUUAGAACCACAGAACAUAAGAUUUUGCGAAAUUUACUCUUAUACUAGCAAAUAUGCCUGUGCGUUGCAACGGGCAAAACCACGUGUAUAUAUUAGUACACUGUAAACUAAAUAGUAAAUCUAUUUUUUAAUAUUGCAUUUAUUAGUAUGCUGUAUUUA
This is a messenger RNA of Panicum virgatum (switchgrass), 1755 nucleotides long. Its product is annotated as mediator of RNA polymerase II transcription subunit 15a-like. NCBI's taxonomy places the organism in Eukaryota, Viridiplantae, Streptophyta, Magnoliopsida, Poales, Poaceae. The transcript has 6 exons. Gene Ontology annotation, biological process: regulation of DNA-templated transcription. Gene Ontology annotation, molecular function: transcription coregulator activity. The record is from RefSeq and is a predicted model, not a curated record. The coding region runs from base 148 to 954 and encodes 268 amino acids.